This is a messenger RNA of Tauraco erythrolophus (red-crested turaco), 552 nucleotides long. RefSeq names its product vitelline membrane outer layer protein 1. NCBI's taxonomy places the organism in Eukaryota, Metazoa, Chordata, Aves, Musophagiformes, Musophagidae. The record is from RefSeq and is a predicted model, not a curated record.
AUGAAGCUCCUCGUGUUAGCUACCCUCACCCUGCUUCUUUCCCUCUGCACCCCAGGCACAAGGGCACGUGAAUACACCUCUGUCCUCACUGUGCCCAACGGAGGCCACUGGGGCAAGUGGGGGAGUCGGCAAUUUUGCCGCUAUGGCUAUGCCAACGGAUUUGCACUGAAGGUGGAGUCCUCUCAGUUUGGAAGAGAUGACACAGCUCUGAACGGCAUACGUCUGCAUUGUCAAGAUGACUCAGUCAUUGAGUCCUUGGUGGGGGGGUGGGGUACCUGGACCAGCUUCCAAGUUUGCCCUGGAGGCUACCUGAUCUCUUUCUCACUGAGAACAGAGAAGUCCCAAGGAGGAGGUGAUGACACAGCAGCAAACAACAUCCAGUUCAGAUGCUCAGAUGCAACUGUGCUAAUAGGUGAUGGACUAUCAUGGGGUAGAUUUGGCCCAUGGAGCAAAAGCUGCAACAUAUGCGGUCUCCAGACCAAGGUAGAACCCCCACAGGGGCUUCAGGAUGACACAGCACUCAACAAUGUGAAGUUCUUCUGCUGUAAAUGA